Messenger RNA from Rhincodon typus (whale shark), 3879 nucleotides. RefSeq names its product family with sequence similarity 120B (gene fam120b). NCBI's taxonomy places the organism in Eukaryota, Metazoa, Chordata, Chondrichthyes, Orectolobiformes, Rhincodontidae. The record is from RefSeq and is a predicted model, not a curated record. Gene Ontology annotation, cellular component: nucleus. Bases 119 to 2173 code for a protein of 684 amino acids. The transcript is spliced from 11 exons.
ACCUCAUCCCCGGGGGGCGGGGGCGGGGGCGUGCGCGUCAGUCGAGGGAGGGCGCACGGUGUGGGCGACCCCAGACUUCUGAUGCUGUUCUGUUUGGGCCCAUUAACUGAGAGCAGCAAUGGGUGUGAGGGGCCUCCAGCGGUUUGUGGAACACGCCUGUCCACAGUCAAACAUGUGGGUGAAUUUGAAGGACAUGGCAGAACAGCAUCGCCGCUUGCAUCCUGGGCAUUCUCCCAUUGUGGUGGUGGAUGCUAUGGGAUGUCUCCAAUCCUGGUACACUGCAGAGGCCUGGGUGCAUGGUGGGCAGUGGCGUGAAUACUUGCGGAGCUUGGAAAACUUUACAGAUGCUUUUCGAUCCCUUGGCAUUGAGUUGGUGUUUAUCUUUGAUGGGGUAAUAGAUCAGAAGAAAAGGGACAAGUGGGUUAUGCGACGGCUGAGGAACAACCAAGAAAUCGCAGAAAUAUUUCAGCAUAUAAAAGAAAAGGCCAGUCAGCCAGGAAGAAACAUGUUCUUUAUUCCCUCUGGGCUGGGCACAUUCACUCGCUUUGCCUUGAAGUCUAUGGGCUUAAACACCAUAUGCUCCCUGCAGGAGGCUGAUUAUGAAAUCGCCAAUUAUGCCAGGUUAAAUGGUUGUAUGGCAAUCCUGGGCCAGGACACGGAUUUCCUCAUUUUCGACACGGUGCCAUAUCUUUCAGUUAAAAAGCUGCAUUUGAACAAGAUGACAACUGUUAUGUACUCCCGAGAAAAUCUCUGCCACUCCCUCCACCUGCAGCUGAUGGACCUGCCGCUUUUAGCCUGCCUUCUCAGCAAUGAUGUGGUGCCAGAAAAAGCGGUAGAAAGGUUGAAGCAGCAGUGCUUGGCUAGAUACACUCCAUGUAACUCCAAAGCGACUAAGAGAAAGGAGAUGGUCGAGGCAGUUGCACAUUAUAUCUCUGGUGUGACCCGUUCGUAUGAUGGAUUGAGAAAGAUAGAGAGAAAUCUGCAAUGCACUUCAACUGAAAGGCUACUGGAGCUGGGAAUGAGAACUUACUUACUGCCCGGACAAUACUCACCCUGGCUUCCUCACAUUGUGCCAUCUCCAGCGAGAAGCCAAUGUGAAAACACCAUGUACACAGACCAAAGGAUUUUACAAUUUGCAAGGGAGCGGCACAUCAAAGCAGAAAGCCGCAUAGUUUACAAAGUUCUGAAGGUUCGGGAAGUAGAUUGCAGCAAUUCUCUGGAGGACGAGUUGGAUACUGAACUUCCAGGACAGGCCAUUGUUUACCAACCUGCUCGACAGUCCAUUUAUGGCAUUAUUCUCUCAGCUGAAUCAAAAAGCCAACCUGAAACUACCAGAUCAUAUCCUAUAGUAAAGGAGUGGUUUGUAUAUCCAGGCAACACGCUGCAGCAGCCAAACCUUGUGCCAGCACUACCACCUAAUCUACCAGGAGGAAUUCCAGAUUUACAAACUUUGUGGCUGACAGAAGGGUCAGAGGUUAAGAAAUUACGUUACUGCACAUUUCUCGCAUGUUUUGGCUUAUACGAUUUUGCUGAGGGGUUACUUCCACUUGAGCCUCCCAUUGCUGCUGUUUGCUGCCUGCUGACCUAUAUUACGCUGCAGGUAAACACGAUCUGUUGGGAGGACCUGGAUGCCUAUUUAUCUCAGGCUCUCGUUAUUCGGGACAAGACAGCUGAUCAGCUUGCUCAAAUAAAGGUGCCCCAUGUUGACUCUCGGGCUGUACACCUGGCCUCCCUGUUUGUUCGAGGCCUGUCUGAGCUCCUUUCAGCUAAUAGUGCCUGUGGGUUUCCAUUUAAAAUGGGCGACCUGAUGCCGUGGAAGGUAUUUGAUGGAAAACUUUUCCACACAAAGUACCUGCAGUCUCACAGUGGAUGUAGAGCAGAGGACCUUCUAGAAAGGAAUGAUAUUCUGCUGCAGGAAUUCCAGAAGCUGAAGUCCCUCAUUAACAGUAUUUGCGUGACAAAGAAAAGAGACAUACAGAGCCGGUCCCGGCUGUGCACAACAGACAACUGGGAAAGGCCUGGUACCCACAGUAGAGGAGGUAUAUAUCACAUGGCAUCGCAGGAGCAGCAGCUGCCUGCUUAUCGUCCAUACCACGCCCAUCGCCCUGAUUAUCAGGCAAAGUAUCCACAACCUCCAACACAGUCAGUGAUGAAGAUCAUGGAUACAGCAUAAGAACUGACUGUCUCUUCCUAAUGGACAGUAAGACUGACAUUCGAAAUCUGGAGAAGGCUACACUUGCUUUGGCAAUUCUUUCAUGUGCCUCAUCAUCAGUAUGGACAACUCGAGACAGUGUGCUGCUGAGAUAAGUGAACGUAUCGACCUAUGACUUGUGGACUGCUUGUGGACUGAAAGAGACAAGAGAAAGGGCUUUCCUGGAGCAGACUGGUGAAUUACUCCAGCUUUCUUUGUACGUAUUGUAAGGCCAAUGAUUUUUGUUCAGCUAGUGCACAGUCAUCAGCAAACAGAAAACCUGAAGCAAUCCUUGGAGAACCUGGACUUUGUCUGGAAUUGUUUCAGAUUGAACAGCUUCCUCUUCAUGUUGUAUUUGAUCUUGCUAUCAGGAUCACAUCGUGAAGGCAUCAGAGAGCAUGGAGGAGAACAACAUGUUGAAGAGGGUUGGCACUUGCUCACAGCCCUGUUUAACUCCACUCGUGACUUGGAAUGGGUCAAAGGAUACCCCCAUCGUCCAGGACAUGCACAAGCAUGCUGUCAUUGGAACUGUCAAUGUAUUUUCCUAAAUUUCACAGACCAGACAAAUUCGCCGUUACCUAACGCUGACUGUAUCAAAGGCCUUGGUCAGGUCAGUAAACAUGGUGUAGGAUUCCACUUUCUGUUCUUGGCAUCUCUCCUGGAGCUGUCUAACUGCAAACGCCAUAUUAGCGACUCCUUGACAUUCUCUGGAACUGUACUGACUCUAGCAGCAGAUGCAGGGGCUUCUGCUAUAAUGCGUGCUCCAGCAACGUCAAUCGGCUAUAAUGUGACUGAUGAAUAGGGGAACGCAACUUCUAAAACAUGAACUUGUAUUGGCUACAACACAAUUGCAUUUGUGACCUUAUUGAUGUUUUGGAAGGUGUUUUUAGAAAGUAUUGCAGGAAAACAAAAUUUGGAUUUCAAGAUUCUCCUCAUCCUGGAUAAUGCACCAAGCCAUCCUCCCACCAUUGGUGAGCUUUCUGAAAACAUCCAAGUGCUAUUUCUACCCCCAAACACAACCACACUGCUUCCACCCAUGGUAUAGGGUGCAGUAGCAGCUUUUAAAGUUUAUUAUUUAAGGCGCACAUUUAAGAGGCUGACUGCAGCCACUGAUGGGGAUAAGGAUAGUGCUCUUCAAUUUUAGAAGAGCUUUAACAUCAAGAAUGCAGUUGACAUUAUCGUGGAGGCCUGGGUUGAUGUCAGUAAGGACUGCUUGCACGUAGUUUGGCGGAAGCUUCUCCCAGAUUUUUUUCAAGAUUUUAAAACCUUUGAUCCAUCAGAGGAGCCCUCAAGAAUCAAAGAAGAUUGUGUUGAUCUUGCAAUGCCAGUUGGAUUUGAACAGGUGGAGAGUGAGGAUGUUGAAGAGCUCCUCGAGUCCCACUGUGAAGACCUCUCUACAGUUGAUCUACAACAACUUGUCGCUGAGGGGUGAGUGGAUGCUGGAGCUGACAAAGAUGAAGUCUAGGAUGCAGUACCACAAGAGCUUUCCACGUCUGUAUUGUCUUCUAUCCUGAGGGAAAUUGAGAAGCAGUUGCAGCUCUUAGAGGACAACAAUUACAAUACAGUAUGCAACAGGGUAGCUGCUUGUGGAAUAAGAUCUUAUUUGGCACCCUAUGAAAGAAAAAGGGCAAAGUAGCAAAAACUGGAUGUCUUUUUUAAGCCAAUCUCCAAGAAACAGUCAGAAGACA